Branchiostoma belcheri (Belcher's lancelet) is the source of this 1167-nucleotide messenger RNA. RefSeq lists its product as uncharacterized. Gene Ontology annotation, cellular component: plasma membrane. The record is from RefSeq and is a predicted model, not a curated record. The coding region runs from base 1 to 1167 and encodes 388 amino acids. Gene Ontology annotation, molecular function: protein binding. NCBI's taxonomy places the organism in Eukaryota, Metazoa, Chordata, Leptocardii, Amphioxiformes, Branchiostomatidae. The transcript is spliced from 2 exons.
AUGUUUCUUGCCGUAUCCAUUCUGCUUUUAUUAAACAUGGCAAAAGUAAACCCGUCCAGCACGUGCUGGACGGAUGGGUCUUGUUCGAAGCACAGGCUGAAGACCAUGCCGAACAAUAUAACCUACAGCACUCUGUCGAGCCUGGUACUCAGUUUUAAUGACAUCAGUGAGGUGACAGUGAUACCUAAAAUGCCAACACUUACGAAUCUGGAUUUAUCGUAUAAUCUUUUGGUUGCAUUUCCAUGGUCCUCUUUUUCCAAUGUACCAGAAAUAGUACGACUGUCACUAAAUAACAACAAAAUUUCACACAUCGAUGCCGACCCGAAUUUCCCUCGAUCUCUGACACACCUGGCUCUUUAUUCUAAUCGCAUUGCCACUGUUCCUGAAACGUUUCUGAACGUAAAACCACCGCAAAAUGUAUUUUACCUCAAUAUAUGGCUGAACCCAUUCCAUUGUGACGGUAAGAUCCAUUGGAUCAGUCGUUUACGGAAAUGUGUGACGGACCAUCGCAAGGAUGGCUGCGUGAACACUUUUACCAAAACGGUGAAGAAAUGCAUGUUGUCAAACUGCAAUUUUCAUCAGAAUGGCGUAGUUAUAAUCCUUGACGUGCCAGAAAACGCCGACCAAUUCAUAACUCGACUGAGGCAUAACUACGUGCUGAAGUGCAGCACACCGAGUGAGUGGAAAGGGCAAUUCCUGAGAGACAUUUCUCUGCCGACGCCUUCAUCCCUUGACACAGAAGCUGCCACAAAGGCAACAACAGCAACAGAACCACAAACCACUUCUACAUCCACGGCUUACAGUUCGGAAGAAGCUACCAUCAGCUACUGGAACCGGACCACCGUUUUCUACUACAACAUUGCCACUCCAACUCUCUGGAAAAAGCAGACAGCUGCAGUUCUAAGUGGCACUCUGGCCGUUCUACUUCUCGGCUGGAUUGUUCAUCACUACAACCGAUGUAAGAAAAGACGACAGGAAAUACUGAACAACGUGGCCGCUGGUCUACCACUGCAGGCUGUAACAGAUAGGGGCGUCUCCAACAGGGCUGGUCAUGGCGGAAACAACGUCAUUGGACAUCUCCAACAGCUACCCCCUGCAGGAAUCGUAGAUCCCUCCCUUCAAAACACCUAUGAGGAAAUCAAGGACGAAGACAUGGCCGGGACUUGA